Molecule: messenger RNA, 1121 nt
Organism: Alosa sapidissima (American shad)
Lineage: Eukaryota; Metazoa; Chordata; Actinopteri; Clupeiformes; Clupeidae
Product: class E basic helix-loop-helix protein 23
Exons: 1
Coding region: 234-737 (167 amino acids)
Molecular function (GO): protein dimerization activity
Source: RefSeq, a predicted model, not a curated record
AUGUUAAAAACAGUGAUUAUUAAAUUCAAUGUCUAUAAUCUCUUAAAUAACAAAUAAUCUUAGUUAUUUUAAAAAGGCAUGUUUUGAUAUGGUGGAUUAGACCGUAUUUAUCUCUCGUCACGUCAUUGGGCACCAGUUAAUCCCAGCAUGGUAUAUCACUCCGAUGAAUUCUCUCGAGGAAAAACAGGAGGCAACGGAUAUUAAGUCGACGGCCUAUUUCUGUCGUGAGAGCUAUGAAUAAGAAAGCGACGUUCCAAUCUAUCAACUGCAUGCCCAGCCAUUGCGCUGUCCAUGGUGAUGAAAAUGUGCGCUCACACCAACAUUCCAUCGUGGACUACAACAGCAGUGACAACGACCGGUCAACUGUCCUAAACAGAGAUGUGGUACUGGGUUCAGUGGAUUCACCGUGUCAGAACGGGCCGAGGAAGUCCCGAGCUUUACGGUUGAGUAUCAAUGCGCGGGAACGAAAGCGGAUGCACGACCUGAAUGAUGCCCUGGAUGAGUUGAGGUCCGUGAUCCCGCACACGCCCAGUCCCACAGUGAGAAGACUGCCUAAGAUCGCCACGCUUCUCUUGGCGAAAAAUUACAUCUUGAUGCAAGAGCAGGCUAUAGAGGAGAUGAAGAAACUACUUGGAAACCAACAUGCGACACCUAGCAUUAAUCCAGUUUGGACAGGACUCCCCUUCGUAAGGCAAUUAUCUGGAUACUCUCAAGACGUUUUGCCAGUCGUGCUAUGACUGACAGAUGUGGGUUCAGGCCUGUACAUUGACUAUUUGGGCCCAUGUCAAAUGUGUUUACUUGAUCUUUAUCACAAUACACUUCGUUUAAGAAAUAAAAGCCUAGUCUUCAGCAAACAUUACUUUGUCAUGAGUAAGCUAUAUUGACCUGUGGAACAGACUCGUUUUGUUUCUUAUUUUUUAACUUGUAUGUCUUUGUUCUUUGUUUGUGUAGCCUAAGUGUGUUGUGCAUGCUCACCUCAUCUUCUUUAGCGAGAUUGUUAGGAAUGGGCAUGUUCUUUGUAAACUUGCUUUUAACUUUGGCCUUACAACCUAAUCUAGGUUGUAAGUGAGUUUGAUAAAGGUUUUUAACCUUUUUGACAUACAAUGAUGUUGUUGAUACAU